CGCUUCAAAAUCACCCGCGAACGGGCUGAGAGAACUUCCUUCUGGAUAAUGUGAGAGAUAAGAGGUCGACCAGCACUGCCCUGCUCCUUUCCUUCUCUCUUCAAUGGCGACUCUGCAACAACUCCUUAGACCUUCAUGCUUCGCUUCCUCUUCUCCUCGCCAUUCCUUCACCUCCCUCUCUCAACCUCAACUUCAGCCACGAACUGUUAAUUCUGUCACCCCCAAAGCCUCAAUUAAGAAUUCUUCCAUUAAUCGCCGGGAGUUCGUCGCUGAAACGGCAGCCGCGGUUUCUCUCUCGCUCUCUCCGUUGAUUGCUCCCGUAAAACCGGCGAAGUCCGAAGAAAAUCUGUCGCAGUGGGCGAGACUUUACCUUCCUAUAGAUCCUGGUGUUGUCCUUCUCGACAUUGCUUUUGUGCCCGACGAUUUGAACCAUGGUUUCCUUUUGGGGACACGGCAAACCAUUUUAGAGACAAAAGAUGGUGGAAGAACAUGGGCUCCACGUUCAAUCCCCUCAGCUGAAGAAGAAGACUUUAACUACCGAUUUAAUUCUAUUAGCUUCCAAGGAAAGGAGGGAUGGAUCGUUGGAAAGCCUGCAAUUCUGUUGUACACUUCGGAUGCUGGAGAAAGCUGGGAAAGGAUACCACUUAGUGCUCAGCUUCCUGGUGAUAUGGUCUACAUUAAAGCAACUGGAGAAAAAAGUGCUGAGAUGGUUACUGAUGAAGGUGCAAUAUAUGUUACAUCAAACAAGGGAUAUAAUUGGAAGGCUGCAGUUCAGGAGACUGUUUCUGCCACUCUUAAUAGAACAGUUUCUAGUGGUAUAAGUGGUGCAAGCUAUUACACUGGAACCUUUAACACAGUCAAUCGCUCUCCUGAUGGGCGUUAUGUAGCUGUUUCAAGUCGUGGUAACUUCUACCUCACUUGGGAGCCUGGCCAGCCAUUCUGGCAGCCACAUAAUAGAGCUAUUGCAAGGAGGAUUCAAAACAUGGGGUGGAGAGCUGAUGGUGGUCUUUGGCUUCUUGUUCGUGGAGGAGGACUUUUUCUUAGUAAAGGGACAGGAAUAAGUGAGGAUUUUGAAGAAGUUCCAGUUCAAAGCCGAGGAUUUGGCAUAUUAGAUGUUGGUUAUCGUUCAAAGGAAGAGGCUUGGGCAGCUGGAGGAAGUGGAGUACUUCUGAAAACUACAAAUGGUGGCAAGACAUGGACCCGUGAUAAAGCAGCUGACAAUAUUGCGGCCAACUUAUACUCUGUAAAGUUUAUAAACGAUAAGAAAGGUUUUGUACUCGGAAAUGACGGGGUGUUGCUUCAAUAUCUUGGUUGAACUUUGAGAUUUUACUCGGUUACAGAAUCAGAUUUUAUAUGAUGCUUGCGAUGGAAAUUUUGUAUCAUUAAAUAACAGCUUUGCGUUCUAGAUUUCGACGAUGGGACGAGGUGCUAAUGUUCCCCAGUUACAUAUUUUCCUUUUUUUUUUUUUUUUUUUUUUUUUUGUGUGCAUUUCUGAAGGUCAAGAACUUUUAGCAAUGCAUUGAUUAGAAAGAAUCCAGGUCGUGAAUAGUUCUUUCAACUCUUGUUAAUACCUGUAAUCUAAACGUAUACCUGUUCAAGUGCCCAUUGUUGAUUGCCAAAAGAAAAGGGAUGAAUUUGGAAGAUACUAAUACAUUUUUAUGUCCCAAAUUUUCUUA
Messenger RNA from Cucurbita pepo subsp. pepo (vegetable marrow), 1676 nucleotides. RefSeq names its product photosystem II stability/assembly factor HCF136, chloroplastic. The record is from RefSeq and is a predicted model, not a curated record. Gene Ontology annotation, molecular function: protein binding. NCBI's taxonomy places the organism in Eukaryota, Viridiplantae, Streptophyta, Magnoliopsida, Cucurbitales, Cucurbitaceae.